CCCGUUGACAGGUCCGUUGCCGUUGUAUCUCCUCUUGGCGCGUCUCAAAAUCACGAUGACUUCUCUGAAUCGCUCGCGUGAAGAACGAGUUCUGCAACCUGUGAUUCAGGUGCGGAAAGUGAUUAUACGGAAUGACCAUGGGGAGAAUCUUGUGGGAAUUCUACAUGAAACUGGUUCUAAGGAGCUUGUCAUAGUGUGCCAUGGAUUGGAGUCUUCCAAGGAUCGCAUCCCAAUGGUGACUCUUGCCACUGUUUUGGCAAAAGAAGGGGUCAGUGCUUAUCGUUUCGACUUUGCUGGAAAUGGGGAAAGCGAAGGCUCAUUUCAGUAUGGCAACUACCGAAGGGAAGCUGAUGAUUUACGUGCUAUCAUCCAACAUUUUCGUGGGGAUGGAUACGUGAUAUCUGCAAUUAUUGGGCACAGUAAAGGAGGGAAUGCAGUGCUCUUGUAUGCCUCCAAGUAUAAUGAUGUCCGAACAGUAGUCAAUAUAUCUGGUCGGUUUAAUCUGGAGAGAGGAAUUGAAGGGCGUCUCGGAAAAGAUUUUUUAGAAAGAAUCAAACGUGAUGGAUUCAUUGAUGUUAAGAAUAGAAAGGGGAAGUUUAAGUAUCGCGUAACUGAAGAAAGUUUGACUGAUCGUCUAACUACUGAUACUCCUGCAGCUUGUGCAUUGAUUCGUCAAGACUGCAGGGUCCUGACAGUUCAUGGAUCGAUGGAUAGAAUUGUUCCAAUGGAAGAUGCUUUCGAGUUCGACAGGAUCAUAAGCAAUCACAAAUUACAUAUUGUGGAAGGGGCUGAUCAUGAAUACACUUCACAUCAAGAUCAGUUGGCUGAGAUUGUACUUGAUUUCCUAAGGUUAGAUAUUCCUCCAGCGGGUGGAGCAGAUGAGCAUUCAUUGUUCUACUCUAGAAAAGAUGGCUCAGUUCGUUCCCGAUUGUGAUGGUUUUGUAGAUUAUGCAAGAACUGAGAGACAUCCACAUAAACAGGCUAUAUUUUCUGGAAAAAGUUAUUUUUUUGGCAGAUUGCAUGAUCAUGGAUUCAUAACUUGUCAUUCAAGGCAAGGAUAUAAUAAAACGUAUUCUUUGUUAUGAGAGCACAAAUUUGUUUUUUGUGGCAAAUUUUGGGA
Molecule: messenger RNA, 1120 nt
Organism: Tripterygium wilfordii
Lineage: Eukaryota; Viridiplantae; Streptophyta; Magnoliopsida; Celastrales; Celastraceae
Exons: 7
Coding region: 56-934 (292 amino acids)
Source: RefSeq, a predicted model, not a curated record